UGAAUAAACCAGGAUAUUGAUCUCAGAGUUGUUGCUGAAGCCUUGGAUAAACUAUUUGACGCGUUUAGCGAGGACGACACCGACGCCAUCUUUUUUCAGCUGAAUCUUCUCCAGAAAAUGCGCGGAAUCGCAAAUUCUAUGAAAAUUAAAAUGGCGGCACAGAAGCGAAAUUUCAACAGCGAAAGUCUAGGGAUUGUGAACAUGGCGAAACUGAACCUGCAAAGAUUUAUAAAAUAUAAAGAAAAACGGCCGAAAAUUUAAUUUUUAUAUUUUUUCAGAAUCCAGUAUGACGCUAAACAUAGCUAGCUCUGGUCCCCCUAAGAUUAGGAAAAAUGCCUCGAAGAAAAAUAAGAAAAGUUGGAGGAAAAAUGUUGAUAUGACAGAAGUUGAAGAUUUUCUAGAGGAACAAAGGUUUGAGGAGAGGAUCGGUGGAUCCUUCACGGAGAAGAAGGAUCAGGAGAUCUUUAUGUUGGAUACAGGAGGAGAGGACAGGAAGGAGAAGAAGAAAAGGAAGAAGGAGAUUAAACCCUUAAAAUGCCACUCUCUUCUACAAGGAUUACCUGGAGUUCCUGAUCCUAAACCUAUGCGUCGCAGAACAAGAACCCUGGAUCAGAGAAUGAAUCCUGUUGUAAAACAAAGGAUUGAAGGAAUGAUCUCUGCUGGGAUUAUCCCCAGAAAGAUGGUUGAAUCAAAGAAGGAUCGUGAGAUGUAUCUUCAGAUGAAGAAGAGAACAGCUGCUGAGAGACUAACAAGAAGAAGAACCAAAUUUGAUUUUGAUCUUUGGGAUGAAACAGUUAAACCUGGAGAAGAGAUAUCUGAACAAGAUUCAUGGAUAACCCCUGAAACUAGAACACAUAGAGAUAUCUGGACAAGUCAACAUAUUCCUAAAGAAACUAAGAAAAGAAACUUCUGCACUGGUACUCUUCUACCAGCAGUAGAGCUUCCUCAUCCUGGUUCUAGUUAUAAUCCUGCUCUAGCUGAUCAUCAAGAUCUACUUUGGCAGGCUGCUAUGGUAGAGUUUGAUAAAGAGAAAGAACAGAAAAGACUUGAACGAGCAACUACUGCUAUGUAUCCAACUAAAGGUGAAGCACCUACAGAGCAAACUAUGAUGCAGGAGAUGGCAGAAGGUAUUGCUGAGUUGGGAGGGAAGGUGGAUGAGGAUGAGAAGGAGGAAAAGGAAGGAGAAGAUGAAAAAGAGAAGAAGGAUGAGGAAGAAACAGAAGGAAAGGGAACCUCGAAAAUGGCCAAACCCAAAACAAGGAAGCAGAGACGUGAUGAACGGAAACGAGGAUUUGAAGAAAGAAAGAUGGCUUCUCUGCUUGCCGCAAAGAGAAUUGACGAUCAAGUUUUUCUUGUUAAAUCACUCAGAAAGAAACUAUCCGCUGCUGAUAAUGAAACGAUAGAACGACAGAAACGUAAAGAGGAGAGAAGGAUAGAGAAGUUGAAGAACCCAGUUCAGCAUUCAAGAUACAAAUAUGAUGCUCCAGAGAUAGAAAUCAAGCUGUCUGAUGAACUCACUGGAAAUCUCCGUAAUCUGAAACCCGAGGGUUCACUUCUAGAAGUUAGAUACAAGAGCUUACAAAGAAGAAACAUUGUGGAAACAAGAAUAACCCAGAAACAAGCCAGACACAAGAUUAAGAAAGUUGAUAAAAGAUCUCAUAAGAUGGCCUGGGAGGCAGAUAUAAGUAAACUGAAGCAAGCAGCAGCUAAAACUGUGAAGAAUAAGAAGAAGAAAAUGAAAGCUCUGAAGCGAGCUCAGGCUGCUGUGGAAGCAUCUGUCUCAGCUGUUUCAGAAACAGCUGCUUAAAUUUAGUUUUUUCCUCGGCGGAUUUCUUAAAUUUCGAUGCAUCAUGUUUUCUAAAGGGAAAAUAAAAAGAUAUUUUUUGAA
This is a messenger RNA of Eurytemora carolleeae, 1888 nucleotides long. RefSeq names its product ribosome biogenesis protein NOP53. Gene Ontology annotation, biological process: rRNA processing; ribosomal large subunit assembly. Gene Ontology annotation, molecular function: 5S rRNA binding. Bases 287 to 1807 code for a protein of 506 amino acids. The transcript is spliced from 15 exons. Gene Ontology annotation, cellular component: nucleolus. The record is from RefSeq and is a predicted model, not a curated record. Lineage: Eukaryota; Metazoa; Arthropoda; Copepoda; Calanoida; Temoridae.